AUGGGUGCUGCUUACACUAUAUUAGGGAGAACUGUUCAGCCACACGUAUUAGCCCUGGCCACUAUUAUCGGCACAGUGGGCGGCGUCACAUACAAGAUGGGGAGCGCGCCCAGCAAGCCAGAGACUGCACCCAGCAAGACCUCGAGCUUGGACACAUCGUCGGCGUCCCAGCAGUCUGGUGAGAUGGAUAUCGAGAAAUUGCUGGACAACUAUCUACAACAGGCUGAUAAAAAGUAA
Messenger RNA from Lachancea meyersii CBS 8951, 237 nucleotides. NCBI's taxonomy places the organism in Eukaryota, Fungi, Ascomycota, Saccharomycetes, Saccharomycetales, Saccharomycetaceae. The record is from the annotation of a GenBank genome assembly.